Molecule: messenger RNA, 1056 nt
Organism: Ilex paraguariensis (yerba mate)
Lineage: Eukaryota; Viridiplantae; Streptophyta; Magnoliopsida; Aquifoliales; Aquifoliaceae
Source: the annotation of a GenBank genome assembly
AUGGAGAGAAGUUUGUUUCCUUCUUCAGUCCGAUACACUGAACACCGUAACCAAACCACGAUAGUGAGACCUUCACAGCCGGGGAGUCUUGCUAGCCGCAGAAAGACGCCGGAAAUGAACGCCGGAGGUCCUAGAGUUGUACGGAUAUCCGUCACCGACGGUGACGCAACGGACUCUUCAAGCGACGAAGAGGAGGGAUUUGUCAAACGCCAGAGAGUGAAAAAAUUCGUUAACGAGGUCACAAUAGAGUCUUGUUCUCGGGAAAACGUUAACGGAAAUGUUAAUGGAAAUGGAAGAGUUAACAGAGUUUGGAGGAGCAGAUUAUCGGCCAAUGAUCGCCGGAAAAAGUCUGCCGGGAAAAUAGAAUCUCCGGCGAAAGGGCUGAAAGUAGGCGGCUCAGGGAAGAAGUUUCGGGGCGUACGGCAGCGACCAUGGGGAAAAUGGGCGGCCGAGAUCAGAGAUCCACUGAGACGUGUACGGCUGUGGUUAGGCACAUACGACACAGCCGAAGAGGCCGCCAUGGUUUAUGACCACGCAGCUAUUCAGUUGCGUGGUCCGGACGCGCUCACCAACUUCGCGACUCCUCCAGCCAAAACAGUUUCAGAAAACAAACCGGCCGUCACCUGUACUGAUUACAAUUCCGGCGAGGAGUCUCAGAGCAAUCUGCGAUCUCCGAGAUCUGUUCUCCGAUUCGUCUCUCAAGCUGAGGAGUCCCAAACCGAAGAAGCUGAAUCGUCUCAAAGUCAUCCACCAAAAGAGGUGAUUGGAGACCUAUCCGAUAUCGUAGACGAUAACAAUAUCUCCGUAUCAAAGGAGUUUUCGGAUUUCUCUCCAUUUGAAACCAUCUUUCCAAACAACUUCUUCGACUUUGAUUUUGAGAACCAAAUGCCGGAUCUGUUCGAUGGGAUAGGUCUCUCCGGAACCGGAGACGACUUUGGUACUAUGUGCACCGGGUGGAGUAGUGAUUUCGGAUUCGGAUCUUCAUCCUGGCCCAUGGAUGACUAUUGUCAAGAUUAUGGUGAUAUAUUCGGAUCCGAGCCUCUAGUAACCCUUUGA